AUGGCCUCCGGAUCAGAGGCCAACCUCCACUGUCCCGUGUGUUGUGAUAUCUUUAAAGAUCCAGUUCUGCUUUCCUGUAGCCACAGCUUCUGUAAAGUCUGUCUCCGGAGAUGGUGGAGAAGGAAAGAAGCACUCGAGUGUCCUGUUUGUAAGCGCAUAUCUGGGAAGAAACACCCACCUUGCAACUUGGCACUGAAGAAUCUGUGUGAGGCCUUUUUACUGGAGAGUGACCAGAAGUCUGAGGCUCUGUGCCGCCUGCACUCAGAGAAACUCAAACUUUUCUGUUUGGACCACCAGGAGCCAGUGUGCCUAAUCUGCAGAGACUCCGAAAAUCAUGCAAAUCAUAAGUUCAGACCCGUUGAUGAAGCUGCACGUGAUCGCAGAGACGAGCUUCAAAAACACCUGAGGCCUUUACAGGAGAAGCUGAAGCUCUUGAAAGAAACUAAAGGAAACUACACCCGAACAACAGAACAUGUUAAAGUCCAGGCUCAAGACACAAAGAAGCAGAUUAAGAAGCAGUUCAAGAGGCUUCACAAGUUUCUAGAAGAGGAAGAGAAGGCCAGGAUCGCUGCUGUGAAUGCAGAGGAAAGGCAGAAACGUGAGGUGCUGAUGGAGAAGAUGGAGGUUCUGAGAAGAGAGAUAGCAGCUCUUUCCCAAAUUAUCAGAGCAACAGAGGAAGAGCUGAGAGCUGAAGACACCUUCUUCCUAAACAACUACAAGGUUACAGUAGAUCAGGUCCAGGAGCAUCCCCUGAUGGGUGAUCCAGAGCUUCUUCUAGGAGUUUUGCUGGACCAGGCCAAACACCUGGGCAAUCUGACCUUCAACAUCUUGAACAAGAUGGCUGAGGCCAGCUCGUACACUCCUGUGAUUCUGGAUCCAAACACUGCCCAUCCGAGACUCAACCUGUCUGAAGAUCUGAGUGGUGUUAAACAGGGACGGACAGUAGAGUGUCCCAACAACCCGGAGAGGUUUGACAGCUUCUGCAUCACCCUCGGCUCUCAGGGAUUUAACUCAGGGGUUCACAGCUGGGAAGUUGAACUUGGACACAGUUCACACUGGAUCCUGGGCGUGGCACCAGAGUCAGUCCAAAGGAAAGGACAUUUAGGCUCGCACUCUGGGUUGUGGACAAUGGAGUUUAGUAAAGGUAAAUACAAAGCAUCCUCACCAUCAGAUUCAGUCUCGGUUCUUUCAGUGUGGAAUAGGAUCAAGAGGAUCAGAGUUUGUUUGGACUGUGACACAGGGGUGCUGAGUUUCUCUGAUCCCAACAGUCUCAUAUACUCCAACUCAUGUACCUCCACCGAGGCCCUGUUCCCAGUUAUAGGCACAAGUGAUAAACGCCUAUUGAAGAUACUACCUGAAACAAUAAUAUUACUAAAUAAUACCUGUUAG
Molecule: messenger RNA, 1389 nt
Organism: Oreochromis aureus
Lineage: Eukaryota; Metazoa; Chordata; Actinopteri; Cichliformes; Cichlidae
Product: nuclear factor 7, ovary-like
Exons: 1
Coding region: 1-1389 (462 amino acids)
Molecular function (GO): protein binding; zinc ion binding
Source: RefSeq, a predicted model, not a curated record